GAAAUACAUGUAAAUCUCUGACUAUUUCCGUGCCUGCAUAGCCAGUUCCGAGAAUUUUAAACUGCGAUCUCCGUUCACCAUCAGUAACUAUGGAAACACAAAACUAAAAUUUGUUUAUGAAGUUAAAUUCUUACAGCACAAAUGUAUACGAGUAAAAGGUCCUAGGAUUUUUAAUAGCAAACCUAAAACUUAUCUACUGUUACAAAAGGGAUGAAUUUAUUGUGAGCAGAUUUACGGUUUUCGUUUCUGGUACAAUGAAAACCAGAGGUGACUACUCUCCAGAAAAUUGUAUGUUUGAUCACUUACAGAUAUGAUUAAACGCUUCUUCGUCUCUUCUUUAUCAGAGACACCAAAAAAAUUCGCAAAACCAUUGAGAGUAUUGAAACAACAUAUACAGCAUUUGCAGAGAGUCAAACAAAAUUUAAACACAGUAACAAGGAUUGGAAAAACAGAGAAUGCAAAAGAAAAACGAAUGGGUUUUUUAGAAAACUUGCCAUUUGGAAAACUCAGUGAAAACUUGCACAAAUUGUGUGAAGACGAGCAGUUGAAAGAAGCCUUAGAUGUGGUUUUGAGAAUGGAUAAAUUUGAAACGAGGCUCGAUAGACACGCGUAUGUUUUGUUGUUAAAAGUCUGUGGUAAUUUGAGAGCGUUGGCAGAGGGAAAAAUUGUGCACGCCCACAUGAUUUUAAGUGGAAUUGAGGAGGAAUCCUUUGGGUAUAAUAAGCUUGUUAUAAUGUAUGUGAAAUGCUGGAGUUUGGAUUUUGCACGUCAAGUGUUUGACAAAAUGCCUAAACGGGAUGUGGUUUCCGAGACUGCCUUGAUUGCAGGAUACGCGCAGAGUGGGAGAAGUAAGGAUGCACGCCAAGUGUUUGACCAAAUGCUUGAGCGAAAUGUAAUUUCGUGGAAUGCGAUGAUUGCGGGGUAUGGGCGGGCUGGGUAUGGUGUGGAGGCUAUUAAACUUUUUAAUCAUAUGGGAGUUGGGGGCGUGAAGGCCAACCACUUUACGCUUUCGAAUGUUAUCGGCAUUUGCGGAGGGUUAAAAGCUUUGGAGCAUGGCUUGCAGGUUCAUGGUCAAAUCAUCAAGAUGGGAUUUGAGUCAGGUGUUGCUGUAGGAAAUGCUCUUAUUGAUAUGUAUGCUAAAUGUGGGAAUGUGGAUGCGGCAUGCUCUGUAUUUGGUAAUAUGCAUGACCAAGAUGUUGUUUCGUGGACGGCUAUGAUUGCGGGAUAUGCACAAAAUGAUAGGAUAGAUGAUGCACGCCAACUGUUUGAUAGAAUGUUUGAGAAAAAUGUGGUUUCGUGGAAUGCAAUGAUUGCAGGUUAUAUUCAGAAUGGUCUUGAUGAGGAAGCCCUGUCACUUUUUGAGGAAAUGCAGAGGAAUGGGAAGAAACCAAAUCAGUCCACCUGUGUGAGUAUUCUGAAGGCGUGUGCAAGUUUAAUUGAUCUAAGAAAAGGAAAUCAGGUCCAUGGAUACAUCAUCAAAAUGGGAUAUGAUUCGGAUGUCCAUGUGGGGAGUACUCUUAUUGACUUGUAUGCCAAAGGCAGAACCUUGAACGAUGCGUGCAAAGUGUUUGACACAAUGCCCGCUCGAAAUACGGUCACAUGGUCUGUUAUGGUUACUGGGUAUUUGCAGCAUAGAAAUAUUGAUGAUGCAGAACAACUUUUUCAUAAAAUGCCUGAACGAAAUGUGGUUUCCUGGAAUGCAAUGAUUGCAGGAAGUGCUCAGAAUGGGCUAGUUGAUGUUACAUUGAAACAUUUUAUACAAAUGCAAUGUGAAGGCAUAGAGCCAGAUGAGUCCACCUUUUCAAGUGUCAUCAGUGUAUGUGCCAAUUCGUAUGCAUUAGAACAAGGCAAACGGGUUCAUGCCCUCAUCAUCAAUAAGAAAUUUGAUUCAUAUCUCUCUGUUGGGAAUUCUCUUAUUACAAUGUAUGCAAAAAAUGGAAAAAUAGAUGAUGCAUGCAAAGUAUUUAACAGAAUGUCAAAACAAGAUGUGGUCUCAUGGACUGCAAUGAUUACAGGAUAUGCCGAAAAUGGGAGAACUGAAGAGGCGCAACUACUCUUUGACAGAAUGCCUAUACGUAAUGUGGUCACAGGGAAUGCCAUGAUUACAGCAUAUCUCCAUAAUGGGAGGAUGGGAGAUGCAAUCCAAGUUUUUAGUAAUAUGCCCAACCGAAAUUUGAUUACAUGGAAUGCCAUGACUGCUGUAUAUGCAUGUGAAGAGGCUCUGGGGAUCUUCUUUCAAAUGCAUCAGGCUGCUGUAACUCCAGACCAAUCCACCUUUUCUGGAAUUCUUGGUGUCUGUGCUAACCUAGCAGCUUUAGAGAAGGGUAAGCAGGUCCAUGCAUACAUUAUUAAGAAAGAAUUUGAUUUGGAUGUUCUUGUAAGCAAUGCACUUAUAUCCAUGUAUGGGAAAUGUGGAGAUGUUGACAAUGCACGUCAAGUGCUAGACAAAAUGCAGGAAAGAGAUACAAUCUCAUGGAAUGCAAUGAUUGCAGGAUAUGCCCAGCAUGGAAGUGGAAAUAAGGCACUUAGACUCUUUGAGCAUAUGCAACAGUUAGGUGUGAAGCCUAACGACAUCACAUUUAUUAAUGUUCUGACUGCAUGCAGCCAUGCAGGCCUAGUCAUUGAAGGCUGGCAUUAUUUUCACUGCAUGAGCCAAGAUUAUCAAAUCUCACCAACGGCAUAUCAUUAUGCCUGCAUGAUUGACCUUCUUGGUCGUGCCGGCCACCUUGAUGAAGCAAAGAACUUGAUCUGCAAUAUGCCAUGUGAAGCCGAUGCUGUUGUGUGGGGGGCCCUUCUUGGUGCUUGCAAAAUCCAUGCAAACAUGGAGCUAGGAAAAUUUGCUGCGGAGCACCUUUUUGUUUUGGAACCUCAGAAUGCAGCUGCAUAUGUAGCUCUAUCAAACCUUUGUGCAAUGGUUAAUAGAUGGGAUGAGGUUGCAAAAGUGAGAAUUUUGAUGAGACAAAGGGGAAUAAAGAAGAAGCCAGGAUGCAGCUGGAUUGAGAUCAAGAAUAGGGUGCACACUUUUAUUGUUGGAGAUAGAUCACACUCGCAAACAGAAAAAAUCUAUGCCUUGCUUGCAAGUUUGCAUAGGCAAAUGAAGGCAGCAGGGUAUGUGCCUGAUGUGUUUUCCUUGGCACAUGAUGUAGAAUAAUGAAUUGUGAAACAUUUUCUGCCUUCAGAGUUAUGGUUGAUGAUUGAUUUCAACCUUCAGGGUUAUCAAUCCAAAUAUUGGACUGCUAUUAAGCAAGGUGUUUAAGAGUCAACUUCAUUAGUGUAGCAAGUGCCAUGAUGCAGCAAAGUUCAUCAUGUUUAUCAAUUCAACCUUGGGACUUCUAUUUAGUUUUGUAGGAGCCACUUUCAUGUGUGAAGCAAGUGCCCCCCUGCAGCAAUGCAUAUAUUGUGUGGAGAAAGAGCUGGUUGCGAGAGAUGCCAACUGCUUCCAUUUCUUUAAAGGUAUGGAAUGACAAUGUUACUGAAUCUGUCAAAGGCUCGAGGAAAACUCAGCACCUCACUUAGUUAGCUGAGAAACAAAGAAAACAGCAUCCAGACGAAAUAAUUGGAGAUACACUUGAAGUUUACAUUUGAAUCACCUCCAGCACAAAAUUUUGAAAGGCUUAUUAUUCAAAUUCCCUUUAAUAUAUGGGGCGAGGGAUAUUUUGAGAUGCAGGAGCAUCUCAAGGGUCAAGAAAUCAGUAUCAUGGUUAUAUUUGCUCUAUCAUAUCACCUAUUGUGGGGGUAAUUAGGUAUGUAGAUACAAACUCUCCUAGUCUUUGAGAGAUCUAUGAGAUUUUUUAUAGCAUGCUUGAUCAAAUGAAGCAAGCAAUUUGUAACAAGGACCUUGGAUUGCACUCCUAUGAGGAGCAUAUUAGGCCUAUUAUCAUAGAGGUGGAACACAAUGAACACCCCUCUUCAUAUAGCUGCUUAUGCUCUUAAUCGAAGUGGUGUGCACCUAGACCUGGCCAAAUGCUUCCUUUUGAGGAUGAUGAGGUGAUGGAGGGGCUUAUGGUAGCCCCUUGCAAAAUGUAUAGAACCAAGGAGGCAAUCAUACUUUGAGAGCAUUUGCUUCAGUUUUCCUAUCUUCAAGGUCCUACAUUCAGCAAAAUAGAGUCUAGGACAGAUUGGGCCACUAUUGCACAAAAAAACCCAUUGGAUGGUGAAUAUUUCAUGAGGACACACCAGAAUUGAAACAACUUUCUAUUCAUUUACUCUCACAAAUUGCUAGUUCCUCUGCUGUAGAGAGGAAUUGAUCCAGGUAUGGCUUCAUCGACCGUUAAGUGAAACAAGCUUACCUCGAAAUGAGUUGAAAAACUAGUUGCUAUUCAUAGUCCCUUGAGACUUCAGGAUUAGCAGACUACUGAGUAUCGACAAAAUCCAACAACACAUUGGGAUGUUGAUCCCGAAGAUGUUAGGUAGAUUGACAAGGAGGAGGUGCAACAUGGUUGGGCUACUGUUGGAUGAUCCAAUUCAAGUAGAGAGUGACAGUGACACAGAUGGUUCUAAAUCUUUGGAUAUUGAUAGCCUAAAAGAGGCUUAGUCUCAUAGAUUGUUGUAUAUUGAUGUCUGAGACUUUGGGUUACUUUAACAACUUUAUUUUUUAAUUUUAAAAUUGAACAAUAAAAUACUUUAAUACUUAA
Molecule: messenger RNA, 4634 nt
Organism: Cryptomeria japonica (Japanese cedar)
Lineage: Eukaryota; Viridiplantae; Streptophyta; Pinopsida; Cupressales; Cupressaceae
Product: pentatricopeptide repeat-containing protein At1g09410, mitochondrial
Exons: 4
Coding region: 311-3151 (946 amino acids)
Biological process (GO): RNA modification
Molecular function (GO): RNA binding; protein binding
Source: RefSeq, a predicted model, not a curated record